Molecule: messenger RNA, 1884 nt
Organism: Haliotis rubra (blacklip abalone)
Lineage: Eukaryota; Metazoa; Mollusca; Gastropoda; Lepetellida; Haliotidae
Product: pyruvate dehydrogenase E1 component subunit beta, mitochondrial-like
Exons: 11
Coding region: 47-1129 (360 amino acids)
Biological process (GO): pyruvate decarboxylation to acetyl-CoA
Molecular function (GO): pyruvate dehydrogenase (acetyl-transferring) activity
Source: RefSeq, a predicted model, not a curated record
ACAAUAAAUAUAUUUUGGGUACAUCGCGUCCGGCACGGCCAUCAACAUGGCAGCUAUCACAAGCAGUCGACUGCUAAAGAACACGGCAUGGUGCGUCUUGAGGCGACACCUCAGUUUGAGUGCUCCACGCUCUGGAACUCAGAUGACAGUUCGAGAUGCCUUAAACAGUGCAAUUGAUGAAGAGAUAGCCCGUGAUGACAAAGUGUUUCUAAUGGGAGAAGAAGUUGCACAGUAUGAUGGAGCAUACAAGGUGACUCGUGGACUGUGGAAAAAGUAUGGAGACAAGCGUAUAAUUGACACACCCAUCACAGAGUUGGGCUUUGCUGGUAUUGCAGUAGGAGCUGCCAUGGCUGGACUAAGGCCGGUGUGCGAAUUCAUGACGUUCAACUUCUCCAUGCAAGCCAUAGAUCAGAUUAUCAAUUCAGCUGCAAAAACUUUCUACAUGUCUGCAGGCACUGUUCCAGUGCCGAUUGUGUUCCGAGGCCCUAACGGUGCUGCCAUGGGCGUGGCUGCCCAACACUCCCAGUGUUUCGCUGCCUGGUACAGUCACUGCCCAGGACUCAAAGUUCUCUCCCCUUAUUCCUCAGAGGAUGCUAGAGGACUGCUCAAAGCUGCUAUCAGGGAUCCUGACCCAGUUGUACACUUGGAGAAUGAGCUGAUGUAUGGCACGUCUUUCGAGAUCUCCGAUGAAGCAUUGUCCCCGGACUUCGUCGUGCCUAUAGGAAAAGCUAAAAUUGAAAGAGCAGGAAGUCACGUGACCCUAGUGAGCCACUCCAAGAGUGUGGGCACCUGUCUACAGGCAGCGGAGGAGCUUACCGGUCAGGGCGUUGAGUGUGAGGUGGUCAACCUGAGGACAAUUCGACCGCUGGAUGAAGAGACCAUCAUCCAGUCCGUAAUGAAGACCAACCAUCUAGUGACAGUGGAGGGGGGCUGGCCACAGUUUGGUGUAGGAUCAGAGAUAUGUGCUCGCUUGAUAGAGAGUGCUGCCUUUAACUACCUUGACGCCCCAGUCUUGCGUGUGUCUGGCGCCGAUGUCCCCACUCCAUACGCCAAGACCCUGGAAGACUCCGCCUUCCCACAGCCAAUCAACGUUAUAAGAGCUGUGAAAAAGAGCCUGAACAUCCCUUGAUGAUCAGCUGUGCAGAUAUUACCAGUUCUUACACCAUUUUAAUAGAAUGAGGGUCGUUAGGUGUAUACAAUGAAAGACUGUGUAUAGGCUCAAAAGUGCUUGUUAGCCGGUGUCUUCUUCCAGGUCAUGGCCGGUGGCUGAAAGUGGGUUUUCAGUAUUUAUGUGGUGUUUUAUGUUUGUUAUCACUCCAAGAGCACAUAUGUACCACUCAAGCUUAGGUAAGGAUGUUUACAGUUUUCAUACUGUCCUUGACAAUUGGAAAAGAAACUCACCGAUAUUUAUAUAUAUAUAUAUAUAUAUCCUUUGGCGCUUUAUCCUUUUCAAAAGUUGAGUGGUAUGUAUUCUUUGCUUAUGAAGUGAAAUACUAUCAAAUAAAAUCGGCAUUAACUUAUUUUUUUAUUGAAUAACAAUUCAGUUCAAAUUAAUUUAAGAAGCACGGUAACUUUUUUAACAUGAGUUUGUAAAUGUGCAACAAUUUUUAAUUUUUAAUGUUUAUUUUACGUCAUGGUUACACUGCCAGUUUGUUUGAUAGGAUGUGAAGAACACUUUCCUAAACUUGGAAUGUCGGUCCACAAAUUUGAUAAUUUGGAAAUUUCGAUUGAGCUGUGUGUGUCCACAAUACCACAGGCAAUGUAUGUAGUCAGGAAGGUUGUAGUGGGAACUAAUCACCGCAUUACGAACAGUAUUGUUAAUACCAACAUUUAUAUUAAUCAGAGAUGAUUAUUAUGUCAUUAACAUGAACUGGUGGAGCCAAA